AUUUUUUCUUCAGGCAUGGCUUCAAAGAUGGUUAUGAACCGACUAAGAUCCCUCUACAGAAUCUCUCAACUCACCGAUAUUCGUUUCGAUAAACUCAGACACAAUAAUUUCAAAUUCCCAUUUUGUAAUCAAGUAAAAUGGCGUUCUUAUUCCGAAGCUUCUCAGCCAAUUCCUACAAAUCCUCCAUCACCUAAUACGUCUACAAAUACAACUACAAGUUCUCUCAAUGAAUUUGAACUUGCCAAAUUCUCAGCCAUUUCUGAAACCUGGUGGGAUGCAGAAGGACCCUUUAAGCCAUUACAUCUGAUGAAUCCUACAAGACUUGCUUUCAUUAGGUCCACUCUUUGUCGGCAUUUCAGAAAGGAUCCUAAUUGCACUAGACCUUUUGAAGGACUGAAGUUCGUUGACGUUGGUUGUGGAGGUGGAAUCUUAUCUGAGCCUUUGGCUCGAAUGGGGGCAACUGUCACGGGAGUUGAUGCUGUAGACAAAAAUAUUAAGAUUGCGCGCCUUCAUGCGGAUUUGGAUCCACAGACUUCCUCAAUUGACUAUCGGUGCACAACAGCUGAAAGCCUGGUUGAAGAACAGAGACAAUUUGAUGCUGUGCUUGCUCUAGAGGUGAUUGAGCAUGUAGCAGAUCCUGCUGGAUUCUGCAAAUCGCUAUCAGCAUUGACCAUUCCUGGUGGUGCUACAGUGAUAUCAACAAUUAAUCGUUCAAUGAGAGCAUAUGCAACAGCAAUUGUUGCAGCAGAGUAUCUCCUACAUUGGCUUCCCAAAGGGACACAUCAAUGGUCAAGCUUUCUAACACCAGAGGAACUAGUCCUUAUUCUUCAGCGUGCUUCUAUAUCUGUGCAAGAGAUGGCUGGAUUUGUAUACAGCCCUUUGACGGGUCGCUGGUCCUUGUCUGAUGACAUCAGUGUUAAUUUCAUUGCUUUCGGAACGAAACCAGCCAAUAGGGAUGAACCUCUAGAUUAAGUUGGAAUAAAGUUGUCAAUCUUAUUCUGCUCUGAUCACUUUAAUCCAUCUUGUAAUUGUAUGUAAUCUCUUUCUUCAGUUUAUUUGCACCGGUCAAUGCAAUGCCCAACGGCUCUCACAUUUUCUGUUUCCCUUAAGAGGGAUUGAGCUAUACCAUUUUUCUUUCCGAAUAUUUUGAAUUACAUCAAGUUAUAGGCAAAUUUCAGAAUUGGAAUAUUGUAGGGAGACUGAAAGUCUAUCCACGACUAAUACUUU
This is a messenger RNA of Lycium ferocissimum, 1227 nucleotides long. RefSeq names its product ubiquinone biosynthesis O-methyltransferase, mitochondrial. The record is from RefSeq and is a predicted model, not a curated record. Gene Ontology annotation, biological process: ubiquinone biosynthetic process. The transcript has 9 exons. Gene Ontology annotation, molecular function: 2-methoxy-6-polyprenyl-1,4-benzoquinol methyltransferase activity. NCBI's taxonomy places the organism in Eukaryota, Viridiplantae, Streptophyta, Magnoliopsida, Solanales, Solanaceae. Bases 16 to 972 code for a protein of 318 amino acids.